This is a messenger RNA of Lodderomyces jiufengensis, 612 nucleotides long. RefSeq lists its product as uncharacterized. The record is from RefSeq and is a predicted model, not a curated record. Bases 1 to 612 code for a protein of 203 amino acids. NCBI's taxonomy places the organism in Eukaryota, Fungi, Ascomycota, Pichiomycetes, Serinales, Debaryomycetaceae. The transcript has a single exon.
AUGGAGAUUCAAUCAAAAAUCAACUCAUUUAUUCUUCAAGAAGAGCUCAAAUUAAGUUUAAUAAGCGAGUCUAAUUUUUUAACACAAUGGUUGCCAAAAUUAUUAGUAACUACUAUGGAAUUGAAAAAUUUAUUUUUUUAUCUAGUAAGUCAUAAUUUGGUUAUUGUAAAUUCUGACUCCAGAACUGAAAUUAUUUUCAAAAAAAAUAAAAGUUCACCGAGUAUAUAUUGGGAAAUUGCAUUUUUAUCAUAUUCAAUUGAAAUAUUACGAGUGAUUUUGCGGGUAUUGUUGCAACAACAAAAUUUUUUAUUGUUUAAAGGUUCAAUUGAAGAUUGUUUUAAUUUAAGAGGCUCUUUCAUUAAUCCUGGAAUUAUUAAAGUUGAAAGUACUUCAAUUGAUAUGUUGAUCGGUAACUUAAUGAAAUGUACAAAAGAUGAAACAUUAUUUGAUAUUCCACCACUAAGUACAAUACCACAACCAGCUAAAAAAACUGAAACAAUCAAAGAAUCAGUAACUGAUGACUUCAUUGAAAUUAGUAUAAAAUUAAAUUCAACUCAAGUAACAAAAAUACUCGGUCAUCAAGGUCAAUUAAUAAAAUCAAUUAGAAUUUAA